AGCAUCCUGUAGGGCCCUGAUAACACUUCGUAGAUGCAAAGCCAUAUCGAACAUGCAUCGAGAAUUCGGAAUUUCUUACUGACAGUUGUGUGUUCUGAGCGGUUGUGUCUGACAGCUGACAGAAGUUCUUUGUACACUUUUGUUUUGUAGUCCUCUUUAUUUGAUUUUCCUCUACGUCGCCUUUAACCUGUUGAUUCGUUUAUAGCGCAUUCGAUGCUUGUUGAUUUCGCUGACAUAGCAUGUAAACUAAACAUGCAAAUAAUUCUUUUCAUAGUUGAAUUUACAUUUUAGUUGAUCAAGUAGGGAGUCAGUGUGAAAAAAAUGUGCAGUUUAUAAUUCAGCUAUUAGCAUUGUUGUUACCAUGGAAAUGUGAUUAUUGUUAUAACAAUUCUAGUUUAGUCAAGAGCGAAAAUUGCAUUCGGAAAACAACACAGGUCUCGUCAGAGCUACAAAAAUGCUGAGACAGAAAGUCGACUUGUUAACUUACCAUCAGCCGCCACAAGUGAUCUAUAAGCUGAUUAAAAAUAAAAUAAUCCCUCCAGAGUAUGCUGACUACCAGUUUAUCCAACACAGCCGAAUUCCAACCAUGCAUUUCCAGAAAUCUUUGCCUCAUCUGCCAAUACCCAAAAUGGAACUCACAUGCGAACGAUACUUAGCAGCACAAAGACCUUUAUUGAUUGAUGAAGCCUACAGAAAAACAGAGUCCAAUGUAAACCAGUUCAAGAAUACCUCUGGUAAAACAUUGCAAAGUAUGCUGAAAGAUUAUGACAAAGCAAACAAGAGUAGCAGUUAUAUUUCUGAAUUUUGGUUUGACUACUAUCUGAGAGACCGCAAACCCAUUCCAGUAAACUACAACCCAGUAUUAGUAAUGCAUAUGGAUGAGAGACCUGAAUAUAUGGAUCAGUUGGUCAGAACUUCUAAUUUGAUAAUAAGCUCACUACGCUUUUACAACUCUCUAAGAACUGGAAUUUUGGAGCCAGAAGUCUUCCAUAUAAACCCCAAGAAAAGUGAUACAGAAAGAUUUCGAACAAUAUGUAGCUCUCUUCCUCCAUCACUUUCCUGGUAUGGGGCAUAUCUUAUGAAAGCUUAUCCUUUAGACAUGAGCCAAUAUCCAAACUUGUUUCACACAACAAGAAUUCCAGAAACUGACAAAGACAGGCUAUUUACCAAUCGAAAUGGGAGACAUAUCACAGUACAGCACAAAGGUCAUAUUUAUGCAGUUAGAGUAUUAUCUGACAAUCAUGAUAUCCUACCUCCUGAACAAAUUCUUGCAAGACUGAAACUUAUUAUGGAAGAUGAUAUUCCAGAAUGUGAAUAUCCUAUAGGAAUUUUGACAACUAUGGAGCGCAAUAAAUGGGCAACUCUAAGACAUGAACUUCAGCAAGAUAAGAAUGAACAGACUUUCAAACUGAUUGAUUCUGCUUUGUUCAAUGUUUGCUUGGAUUCUGACAAGCUGGAUGAUGAUCCUUACAAGAUGAUCCGAAGCUUCCUUCAUGGAGAUGGGUGCAAUAGAUGGUUCGACAAAUCCAUUUCAUUGCUUGUAUCAAAGGAUGGGCAUGCUGCAGUUAAUUUUGAACAUGCUUGGGGUGAUGGAGUAGCUGUAUUAAGAUAUGUUCAAGAUAUUUAUAAGGAUUCUAAAGAGAAACCUUAUGUGCAUCCUGACACAAAACCAUAUGAUCAAGAAAAAGACAUUGUCCGACUAGAGAUCAAUGUGACAGAAAAGAUGAAGCAGUGCAUCAAAGAAGCUAAAGCAGAAUAUGCCAAAAGGUGCAAAAGUCUCGAUAUCGACUAUCUGAUAUUUGACAGAAUCGGCAAGAACGUGUGCAAGAAACAAGCUGUUAGUCCCGAUGCUGUGAUGCAACUGGGCUUUCAGGUUGGGUAUUAUCGGAUGACUGGGAAGUUUGUGCCAUCAUAUGAAUCUUGUAGCACUGCAGCUUUCAAACAUGGUAGAACUGAGACUGUCAGACCCUGCACCAUGGCUACUAAGGCUUUCACUCUAGCAGUUACCUCUCAGAACAAACCUUCUACAUCAGAAUUGAAGAGCAUGAUAUCUGAAUGCUCUAGAGUUCACAGCCAACUAACCAGAGAAGCAGCAAUGGGCCAGGGCUUUGACAGACAUCUGUUUGCUUUGAAGAAACUGGCUGAGAAGAAUAACAUGCAAAGCAAUAUUUUCGAGGAUCCUGGAUACGUGUAUUUGAAUCAUAUCAUACUUUCCACAAGUACAUUGAAUUCGCCAGCUAUCUAUGCUGGGGGAUUUGGUCCCGUUGUCAAAGAUGGACUUGGUGUGGGGUACAUCAUCAAAGAUGACGAGCUGGGUGUGUUGGUAACCAGCUAUCCACCAUACCAAAACGGCUCCGACUUCAUCCAAGCUUUACGAGAAACUUUUGAAGAGUUGGUUACCCUUCUACAAAAGGACUAAGUUUAUCCAUUACAUGUUCAUCUGAUAUCGUUAUGAUUCCAUGUACAUUUUAUUUUUUUAUGCAUUUCAUAAGUUUAAUGAAUGUUAUAUUAUUUUAUUAUUAUUUUAGGUUUAUGUUACUGUUUUGGUUCCUGAUGGGUCACGUUUAACCCUCACUACUUAUUAUUCGCUUAUUUUUUCCAUUUCAGCUACCGAAAGACUACUGUGGUGCCUUAAUUGUAACAAUAAUGUGAAGAUUUUAUAUUUUGAGUAUCAAUAAUAUUUUGUAAAUGUACA
This is a messenger RNA of Acanthoscelides obtectus, 2695 nucleotides long. The record is from the annotation of a GenBank genome assembly. Lineage: Eukaryota; Metazoa; Arthropoda; Insecta; Coleoptera; Chrysomelidae.